AGCUGAAGACCCAAAAGCCAAAGCCAAAGCCAAACGCAAACAGCAGUGUCCUUCCAGCUCUGCCGGGUCUAGGGAUUGAAACACAACUCUCUUUAAAUUCUGAAAACCCUAGAAAAAGCCUUUUCUUUUUUCUACAUAAUCAACUGCUUUUUCUACUAAUAACGUGGCACGGAAUCGAUUCACGGUCAUCCAGAAUUUGAAUUCAAGGAUUUAAUCGGACAGGAAAUUUCUGUUGGUGUAUUUUUAUCUUAAAGUUGGAGAAUGAACGCUCAGGAGGUGAGAUGGCCACCACUAAGAGGAUAUAGGCGGAGGAAGAAUUUGCCCGAUCUAAAUUCUCCACCAAUUGAAAGUGGGGAUUUGGGGGAUUCUUCGAAUCAGAAUUUGUCUCAGGGAGUGCAAAUUAGCCAACCAGCGCAGCCUGUGCAACCAGCUCCAAUUGAUGUUGAGGCUAUUGAUGAUGAUGUUGUUGAAUCAUCCCCUAGGGCCUUUGCUGAAGCAAAAAACAAUUUGAGGAGGACCCGUGGAAGGACUAUUGUGGUUGAUCUAGAUUCAGGACGAACUAGUAGGGUCACCAAUAGUAAUCGUCCCAAGCGCAGAAGAAAUCCUACAAAUCAACCUGUAAUUAACUGUGAAGAAUACAUAAAUUUAGAAAGCAGUACACAAUCUAAGAAUGUUAUGGAGCCUCCAGUACCUCAAAAAGAACCAACCUUCACUUGUCCAAUUUGCAUGGGUUCGUUAGUUGAGGAAAUGUCUACAAGAUGUGGUCACAUUUUCUGCAAGAAAUGCAUUAAAUCUGCAAUAUCUGUGCAGGCCAAAUGCCCUACAUGUAGGACAAGAGUCACCGUGAAGGAACUAAUUAGGGUCUUCCUUCCAUCAACCAGUGCAGUAUGAGGUUCACACCCAACAACUAGUAGUGUGAGUUUGCUUGAGUGUGUUUUUAUUCCCUUUUGAAAUUUCUAAUAAGGAAACUAAAUGUCAACUAGAGAAAGUGAGUCCCUCUGGACAUUGAUAUUCAAGAUGCAUGUGCAGAUAUUAUUUAUGCUGCAUCUCACUGCAGUGCUCACAUGGAUUGGAAUUUCUAAAACCAUUCAUGGAAAUUAACUUUGGAAAUUAUUGGCAAAAUGGUAGGAAGUUCAAUUAAACAUUGUAUAUAUAGCUUGAAGGGGUAAAAACUAGAAAGGGGUGGAUGUUUAUUGCUCAUAUAGAUGUGCAUUUAAUUUAGAAUUAUUAAAAAAAUACUUCAAUUGGUAAAAAGUUUAUUUGCCAUGCAUAAUACAUGGAAAUUGGAACUUUGGUUUCUGUCUUUGGGAGCUAAGAGUACUCAUACAGAUGCAGAGUUUUUCAGCUUUGGCCUUAUUAUUUUGAAGAUUGUCUACAGAAGUAAUGUCUAUGAUGGAUCUUUUUUAAUUUUUUGGAUAAAGUACAUGGACAUUAAUUAUCUAUAAUGUGCUAUAUGGAACUCAUCUAAUGGGUUUCACCUUAUGCAUGCCAGUACGUGAAAUUUUCACAUUCUGGCCUCCUAUGCUCAAAUUCUGUACUACUUACAGUUGAUAACAAUUGUGGAAGCUAUUUUUUUGUCAACCAAUCUUAUACAUUUCUUC
Messenger RNA from Rubroshorea leprosula, 1601 nucleotides. The record is from the annotation of a GenBank genome assembly. NCBI's taxonomy places the organism in Eukaryota, Viridiplantae, Streptophyta, Magnoliopsida, Malvales, Dipterocarpaceae.